CUCGCACGGAGGCGGGGUUAGCAGUACUACGCAUUUCCUGUUCCGGGUGUCUAUGGAGUCCACGUGAAGAAGGAGAAACGCGUGAGAGGAGUUUAGCCCUACAUGGGGGAGUUUAAGGUUCACCGUGUCCGGUUCUUCAACUAUGUCCCAUCUGGCGUGCGCUGUAUGGCCUAUGCAGAGGAGAAAAACAAGCUCGCCCUGGCUCGAAAUGAUGGUUCUGUGGAAGUUUUCAAUUUUUCCUCUUUUUACUACCAGGAGAAGACGAUUCCUGGUGAUGCGAGUAGAUCCAUAGAGUCAAUAUGUUGGGCAGCUGGCAAUAGACUUUUCACUGCUGGUCUCAAUGGAGAGAUUACUGAGUAUGACCUUGAGAAACUUUGUGUUAAACAUACACUGGAUGCAUAUGGUGGUCCCAUAUGGAAUAUUGCUGCUAAUGCCAGCAGUACACACCUUGCGGUGAGCUGCGAGGAUGGCUCUGUUAAGUUGUUCAGCAUUACAUCUGACCAUAUUAAGUUUGAAAGGAACUUGGACCGCCAGAAAGGUCGUUUACUCUGUCUUGCUUGGCACCCCCUUGGUACUCACAUUGUUACAGGCUCUGUCAACAAGAUUCAAGUUUUUAAUGCCUCAACUGGUCAUCUACAGCAUGUCCUUAAGCUUGACAGCCGACCAUUAGCUGGACGCAAACGUGAAUGUGUGGUGUGGAGUGUGGCAGUAUUAUCCAGUGGAGAUAUUAUCAGUGUGGAUUCUUCAGGGAAACUCCAGUUCUGGGAUUUAGAGAAAGGGACACUGAUUCACACACAUUCAGUGGCCAACUGUGACAUCCUAUCACUUGCGGUGUCAAAGGCAGAAGACAGCCUGGUGGUGGGCACAGCCGAAGGUGUCCUGUUCCAAUAUCAGCAUAUAGCGUUGAAGGCAGGUGAAUCUGAGAGACAGUGGGUGCGCACCAAACCAUUCCGCUAUCAUACACAUGAUGUGAGAGCAGUGGCACACAGCAGCACAGCCAUCAUAUCCGGAGGUGUAGAUGGUCAUCUUGUUAUCCGUUCCCUUAUGGAGAAGAUAGAAGUAAAAUCGUAUGAAGCUGCAUUGAGAAAAAUCACAUUCCCUCAUUAUCCCCUGGUAUCCUGUGCACAAAAAGCUGGACGAUUACUGUUCCAGUUCCCAGAACAUCUGGAGCUCUGGCAGCUAGGAAACACAGACAUUUCAGGAAAAGAUGGGGAUGUCCUCCCUUUGAAACAGACACAAGAACUUCUUCUGAAGCUUAAAAGAAAGGGUUCUGAAAGUAUCCGUUGUAGUUCUGUGUCUCACUGUGGGUCCUGGAUUUGCUACGUCACCUCCUCACAGCUUUACUUGCAUCAGCUGAAAUGUGAAAAGGAAAGUCUGAGCCUAAGCCGGGUACACAAACUCCCUCAACUCCCCUCUGCAGCCUUAAAACUGUUGUUCAGCCCAGACUCCAAGAGACUGUAUGUUGGAUCAGAAGGAGGAUGCGUGCAUGUUCUGGAGCUUUUAGACGGCACUUGCAAACUUGGCCCAACUCUGAAGCCACCUUCUGAAUCGGCAAACUGUUCUUCAAGUUCUGUACAUCUCAUGGCUGCAAGUAUGAAUGGAAGCUUCUUGGCAGUGGCUACCCCCAGCUCUCAGAUUGAUAUCUACAACAUAAAGUUAAUGAAGUACGAGUGUUCUGUUCCUCGGUACAACUAUCCUCCUAGUGCAAUUAGUAUCCACCCAACGACAGAGAAUCUUGUGAUUGCUUAUGCAGACCAGCAGCUGAUGGAGUUCAAUAUUACCCAACGCCAGUACACAGAGUGGGGCCGCAGAGUCCUCAAGAAUGGGCUUCAUCGUGAUUGGCUUGAACGAGACACCCCUAUUCUUGCCAUUUGUUUUAAUCCAUCAAGGCCUGAGGAUAUACUGAUGCAUGACAACUACAUGUUCUGUGUCUUGGACAAGUCACUGCCACUUCCGGAUGACAAAACACCACUUGUCAACCAGAUCACGCUAAAACAUCUUUCUGAGCGUGAACAAAAGAGCCAAGCACAUGCUUUUAAGAUUACAAAGAAGUUUCAGCCACUUAUGUUUAUGGACUUGCUCAGUAAUGGAGAUCUGGUGCUGGUAGAGAGGCCAUUCAGUGACAUUGUAGCUAAUCUGCCGCCUCCAAUGAAACAGAAGAAAUUUGGAACUUAAACAUGUACACCGUUUUCCAAACCCCUUUCACCUCAGUAAGACUAUGCAAAAGUUUUGCUCAGCCAAUUUUACCUCCAUGUUGGAGUUGUAUUCUUACAUCUACCCCUCCCCAAUUCCACCAAAGGAAUUGCACUGUCAGAAGAAAAUAUUCUUGUCCUUUUGACAGGACAAGAAAAACAAUAAUGAGAUGGAGACAUAACCUAAUAAGACUCAAAGCCAACACAGCUACAGUGCAUCCAGAGCCUUAAACAUGGUUUAUAGGACCUUGUGGAAAAACUGUUUUUUUGUGUUCUGUACUGUUUCAGCAGUGUCCGUAAUUAUCUCAUUUAUAUUGAUUUAACUCCAGCCAUCAGUACAUAUUUUACUGCUUCCUCUUCUUUAAAAUAUGAUACUUAUACAGGUAUGUGAAUAACCACAUAUUGAUUAUAAUAGAGAUGGUGGCCUGAAAUUUGUUUCAAAGGGGAGACCGAAUCCUAACAUUUCCUAACCCACCUAAUUUUUGUUUUUAUUAAGAUGGUGAGUUGAGACAUUAGGACAAAAGGCAAAAUAUACUAUUUUGCCUUUGAGACAAAAUUAAAUGCAAAAUGACUAUUUGUACAAGAACAAACAUUGUAUUGUUAAAGCCCUAGUGUGUAUUGCAGUGCAUUAACAUGACAAAUUAUACUUGAUUAGCUCCAUUGCUAAACAGCUCAAAAAGGAGGGAAAAUGACUCAAUUACAAAAUUAAAAGUGGUGAUAUUUAUAAAA
Molecule: messenger RNA, 2921 nt
Organism: Xenopus laevis (African clawed frog)
Lineage: Eukaryota; Metazoa; Chordata; Amphibia; Anura; Pipidae
Gene: utp4.L
Product: UTP4 small subunit processome component L homeolog
Exons: 17
Coding region: 103-2175 (690 amino acids)
Biological process (GO): maturation of SSU-rRNA from tricistronic rRNA transcript (SSU-rRNA, 5.8S rRNA, LSU-rRNA)
Cellular component (GO): 90S preribosome; small-subunit processome; t-UTP complex
Molecular function (GO): RNA binding
Source: RefSeq, a predicted model, not a curated record